Molecule: messenger RNA, 255 nt
Organism: Danaus chrysippus (African queen)
Lineage: Eukaryota; Metazoa; Arthropoda; Insecta; Lepidoptera; Nymphalidae
Source: the annotation of a GenBank genome assembly
AUGUCAAGCGACUCCCCAACGUCGGCGAAGAUUUUGAAUUUAGAACGCGCCUCGAAUUUCAUGAGACAAUUCCGCGAUCCUGAUUCGAGGGAACUGAAGAAGCUCUCCGCCAACCAGUUCAUGGAAGUCUGGAGCCAUUAUGACAGGGACGGUAACGGCUACAUAGAAGGCACGGAGCUGGAUGGUUUUUUAAAGGAAUUCGUCUCCAGCGCCAAUUUCACUGACAUCAGUCCAGAUGUAAGUAUUCAUCAUUAA